This is a messenger RNA of Bactrocera oleae (olive fruit fly), 6503 nucleotides long. RefSeq names its product Clock interacting protein circadian (gene Cipc). NCBI's taxonomy places the organism in Eukaryota, Metazoa, Arthropoda, Insecta, Diptera, Tephritidae. The record is from RefSeq and is a predicted model, not a curated record.
AAGCGUACGCUACUCGCAGCUACACCACACUCGCGACUCGCGUUAGCUUAAUCGUACAUCACACAUCGUUUUUGGACGGGCGUCUAUUGUAUUAACGGCAUCGCCGAUGCAAAUUCUAAUAAAACGAAAAGUCUACCAACAAAGCGUAGCAAUUUUUGCGACCAUAAACAAAACGUUCAGCAAGAAGCAGAGCGUUAAAGGAAAGCACGCGCAUGAAACCAAACACUAAUUCACAUACAAACACACAUAGAAAAAAAAAAUAACGGGUAUUUUGGAUGCGGACGCGUUUAAUUUGGACAGCUGUACUAAUUUAUGACCAGGUGCAUAGAUAAAAAUUUAUCAGAGCCGAAAAAAAGAGGCUGUAUUGAAAUUUAUAUAAAAAUACAUAUACAUUGUAUAUGUCAAUAUAUGUAGGUAUAUGCACAUGUAUGCAUACACAUAUGCAAAUUGAAGAACCUUGGUGCGGUUGCAGCGAAAAUAGUGUUAAAUAAGUCGUUUAGCGUCUCGCACAGUCCACGCUAAACAAGUUUUGGCGAAAAAGUGCAAAAGCAAAAGAAUUUUUUUUGUUGCAAAAAUAUCGAAAGGCCAAAAAGUGUAAGCCAAAAUAGUGGUGUGAUUCCGUGUUUAAAAAUAGUCAUUCAGCAAUAAAGCGCUUGCCGUGUCAGCGUGCCACGGCCAAACACGACAAAAGAAAAGGAAAAACAGAAAAAGUUUUGAAAAAUAAAAAUAACAAAGUACAGGAAGUGCAAAAUACAGCAAUAAAAGCGAAAAUAAACAUUCGCGGCGAAGCGUUGCAUGCAGCAAACAUCUUCCAAAAAACGCUUGGCAGGCGGACGCACCUCAUCCACACUGCGCGUACGUGGCUCCAGGGACGAUAGCGCAGCCGGCAAAUCCUAUACAGAGCCGAUGCGCGGCGACCGGUUGCUGCAGGACGAGGAAGAUUUACACGAAGUAUCCGAAAAUUUCGUCUCCUCAUCGACUAGGGGACCGGAGUUGGUGCGCGCAAUAAUCGACGAACAAAUGGAGCUGGACAAUGAUAUACUCGAUGAAGAAGACUGUGAAGUACAUUCCAUAACAAGCGGCGUGCGCUAUCACAAUAACGACCAAGCACGACAAAUGCUGCAUUGCACCGUUAAAACAGUAUUCCCAGCACCAGCGCUGAGCGACAAACAAUUUUUCACAUCACACACAACGAAUUUGAGCGGCAACAAGCGCCAUUAUGGCAGCGACGAAGAGGACACCGAUUCGGAUACAUAUUCCAGCAUGUGUGAGAUAAAGAAAACUGAAGGACUACUAUCGAUAGCGUUGAAGACGAUCAAACUGGUGAAACGCAAUCAAUUGUUGCAACGGCGUUUGGCGCAGCUGCAGCUCGAGACAUCGGAGUUUAUACAAUCGGUGAUGGCGAAUCCGGAGAAUCGACACAUUCGCAAUAACAUGAAUUCGCCGGCAACAACAAUAUCGUCAACGCCGUCAUCACCUUCCAUGCCUUCACCUUCAACAGAAUCACCGCUACAAUCGCCAACAACAACAACAUUGCAGCAGAGUCAAAACGCGACGGAGGCCUAAAAUGUAGCUUGUGCCAGAGAACGCCGAAGCGUAGUUUUAACGUAUUGUAGCAAGCAGCAUGUUGCUAGCACUUUGCAAUAUAUUGCCUACACUUUUUCAUGUUGCGAUGCACAAUUCAACUAACAUUUAUACAUUUAUAUUAUAGAUAUCCGCACACACAUCAUUUGAGUGCUUUGCUUUUGCGCGCCGUGUUUUUGUUUUUGGUUAUUCUUUUGUUGGCAGUUACUCAAGCUGUUUGCAUUGCAUACUUGCAGGCGUACCUCAAUUCAAUCUCAAAAUAUGUGAUAAAACAGCAAAAACAAUGCAAGCACACCACAGCAUUGCCGCUAUUUAUAAAUAAUCAAAUCAAAUCAAAUCAUAUACACGCAUAGACAUACACAUAUAUAAUAUAUUAUAUAAAUAACUAUAUAUAUUUAUAUAAAAUACCUAUAUAUAUUUAUAUAAAAUACCUAUAUUUGUAUGUAUAUGCGGCAGCUACAUAUGUAUGUACAAUAUAUUCGUACAUAUGUACAUACCUACAUAUGAUUAGUUCUUAACUGUAGUAAUAACACAUAGCAUAUAGAGAAAAGUUAAAGAAAAACCAACAACAACAACAAAAAUAAUACAAAAAAUAUUUAAAUAUAGUGAAACUACUCAUUUACUAUUAGCAUUAAAAUAUGUAACUAGUCACAACAACUGGCAAGCGCUCGCAAUAGCCUAAGAGCAUACAGCAAAAGAGGUUCGGGAAUGGGGGAGGAAGUAGCAAAACACUCAGCCCACAUUUAUACAAACAUAUUUAGCAAAACUAUUACCUUUGUAGCGAUCUCAAAAAAAAAUAUAUAAAAUUUUCUCUAACAAUCAUUCAUAGCACUAUAACACAUUUGUUGCCCACAUCGCUUACUGCAAUUACUUCUGUUACGCAAUGAAAUUAAACUUUUAAUAAGUGAAAAUAUCGAAAUUUUGCGCUUAAGUUACAAAAAAAAAUCUUAACAAAAUUAUAACAUUUUGAAAACAAACACUGCUCAAUUUGAGAGUACAUUUUUUUGCUUACAAAUUAUAUAAAUAUAAAUUUUUAUGCAUUUUCGUCUUAAAUUAAUGCUUUUUGUACGAAAAACCAUUGCUGCUGAUAAAAAUUUGCCAAAUAUUUCUAAGCUUAGUAUCGUAGCGUUUAGCUUGGCUUUUCAGCUUUGUUCAAAUUCAAUUGCGUUUUUGUUAUUGUUAUUUUUCAUGCAAACAUGCAUUUGUAGCACUGAGCAACUAUAGUAUUUUAAAUGAUUAUUGUAUAUGUAGCAACUAAUGAAUUUGUAUUAUUAAUUUCUGUAUGGAAAAAGUACUGAUUGGUAACUAAAAGUUUAACAUUUUAUUGAGCGUAGUAAAUAAAAUGUGAGCGUAGUUUGUAAAUGGUAGUGAGACGUUGAAAAUUUAAUGUAAAAAAUGAUAUGUAAUAGACUAAGCAAGUAAGAUGUGUAAUGUUUGUCGGAUCAGCGAAAAAAACAUUUAACAAUAAAAAUAUUUAAAAUAAAAUAUUUAUUUUAAAAUACUUUCAUUUUAUACAAUAUUUUAAAUUUAUGGAGGCGCUCAAAUGCUAAAAACUAAAUAUUUUAUAAGCCAAAAAAUAAAAAAAAGUAAAAAUAAACAAUUUUAAUUUAAAUAUUGUUUAUAAAUUAAAUAAAUGAAAAUAAGUGACAAUUUUUUGGAAAAUCUAAAAUUAUAUUUAAUAUCAGCAAAUUUUAUAAAAUAUACAUAUAUCUAUAUAAAAAAGUAUAAAAGAAAUUUUAUUUGUAUGAAAAAAUAAAGUAAAUCAGUCAAAUGUUUGAAAAAAUGUGGGUUUAAACUGUCUUAUGCCAAAAUUAAAAAUAUGCAAAUGCUAAAAAAUUUUAGAUUUCAGGAAAUAAAAAAAAAACAUUUUACUUAUUUUAAUUAUUUUGCCUCUGUAAAAAAUUAAAAAUUAAAAUUAUUUUUAACGUUAAAAAUUCAAAAUAGUUUUGUUAAAAAAAGUUAAAACUUUUUAUAAUAUAAAAAUUUAAUGCUUGAAAUAAAAAAUGAAUACUAAGUUUUUUAAUUAAGUUUUUAAUUUUUAUAAAUAAUUAAUUAAUUUUCAUAAUUAGGUAAUAAAAAGUUUUUUUUAUUAUGUUAAAAAAUUACUUAUUUUUUGAUUACACGUUUUUAUUAUAAUUACAAACACAUUAAUUAUUUAUGUAUUUUACAAAGUAGUUUUUUACCAAUAAUUUUAAUUUUCAUGAAAUUAUUAAUAAUAUUACAUAAAUUAUUUUAAUUUUCUUAAAAUUAUUUGUAUAAACAUUAAUUCGCUACAAAUUAAAAAUAAGUUUUGAAAAUGAAGAAAAUUAAUUUAAUUUGAAGUUAAUAGUAACUAAUUGUUUAAGUUGCAAAAAAUAGCUAUUGGUUUAUAAAUCCUUGGAUUUUUGAAGAAACACAAAACUUAAUUUAUAAUUUUUUUUUUGAUUUUUUGAUUAAAUUGAGCAUUUUUGAAAACAAAAAUAAUUCACAUAAUUUUUGAUAUUAUUAAAAAGAGAGUUUUCCAAUUAACAACUUUUAUUUGCCUGAAAAUUAAAAAUAAAUGAAAUAAAAUUAUAAUUUAAAUUAGAUAUUAAAUAUUAUCCGUUUAAAAUGAAAAUGAAAUAUUUAAUACCAUACAAAAUUUUAAUUAGAUUUUUCUUAUUCAGUUGAGUCAAAUUGUAAAAUGAUCCAAAAUAAUGAUCCGUUUAAUUAAAAUAAUUAAAUGUGAAAACAUUUAAUUUUCCUAAUAACUAUUAUUUGUAAUAAAUAAUACUUAAAAACUUACCAAAUAUGCAUUAAAUUAUAAAAUUUGUCAUUAUAAUAUAAUUUUAGUUUGUAUAUUAGUUAUUAAAUAAAAUUAAUUUAUAAACUAAUUAAAAUUUUGUAUAAGUUUUUCGUUUGAUUAUCCGCUUAGCGCAAAAUGUGAGUAUUUAAAAUGUUUUAACAUAAUUAAAAAAAAGAAAAAGAAAAUAUAAUUAAAUAUUUAGAUGUAUUUAAUUUUAAUAAAAAAAAAAGUUGAAUAAUAAAAACCCAGCUUCUUGCACUUAUUAAAUUAAGUGGUAUACAUAGAUGUACUGAUUUUAAAUCAUGUAAAUUUAUUUUAAAAAUCUAUAUGUCAAAGAGAAAUUUAAGAUUGAUUGUGUGUCAAGACCAACACUAAAAUUUCGAUUUAUAAAACACCUCAUUAUAAUAAUCACAGAAGUUUAUUUUUUAGACAUAAAAUAAAAAAUGUUCAUAAGAAAUUAGAAAGUAUUGUUUACACAAAACUGAGUUUAAAAUUUUUAUAAUAUAAACAUUAAUUGAAGACGUGUUUUUUUUUUUAAUAAAAAAAAUUAUUUAUUAGUUGAAUGUUUGGUAAAAUUUUAUUUGAUGUUUCUUAAAUAAAAAAAGAAUUUUGUUUUGUUGAUUUUUCUUGAAUAAAGAAUGGGUUCAAAAUCGUUUUCCUUAAAAAUAAACAAAUAAUAUUUAUUCUUUUUUUAUUUUCCUGUCCUGUUUGGAAGCAAAAAUUGUUAAUGAAAAUAAACUAAAAAACAUUAUUUCCAACAGACUAUAUUAUGUUAAGAUCAUAAGAAAAUAAGAAAAUUUAAAAAUUUGCAUAAUUUUAAAAUUUAAAAAAUUUGUUGUAAAUUCAACUGCACAUUUAAAGUUCAUUUGUUACCAUAUAAUUUUAGCUGUUAGAAGUCAUUAGUUCAAAAUAUAUUUAAUUAAUGUAUUAUUAACUUCAUUGAGUUUAUAUAAACAUUAAGUUCAAUAAGACAUUAAAUAAAUUUAUAUUUUCUUGCGCUAAAAUCUUUAUUUUAAGUUUUAGUUUUAGGUCGAAAAUUAUUUACUUUAAUAUAUGUAUAUACGUUAAUAAAAUUAUUUUGAAAAAAAAAUCUUGUGAUUUUUUAUUAUUUCUUGAGGACGAGCAUGCUUUUGUAUAUUUGUUUUUUAGUUUAAAUUGUAUACAGAAUUUUGCACAUAAAUACCAUUUUUUCGAAAGCAGAAUAUAUUUAUAUUAUAUUUUUAAGUUGGCAAAAUUUAUGUACGUAGUAAUUAUUAUUUUUUAUAUCCCGAGGGUAUAAUAAGUUUGCCACGAUUUUUGCAACAACCAACGGAAAUGGCAGAGAUCCUAUAAAGUGUAGAUAUAAAUAAUCAGCGUGACGUGCUAAGUCGAUUUAGCGAUGUCCGUAUGUCUGUCCGUCUGUUUGUAUAUAUAGGAACUAGUUCCUCAGUUUUUGAGAUAUCGAUCUGAAAUUUUGCACACGGACUUUUUUCCACAAGAAGCUUUGUAUGGAAAGCCUUUUAAUUUGACGAGAUAUCUUCAAAAAAUUUGGCAUGAAUUAUUCUCUAUGACAGUGAUGCAAUCUCCGCGACAAUUGUUCAGAUCGGACCACUAUAGCAUACUGCUACUUUAGCUGACUUACAUACUUACCGAUCAAAGUUCUUAUUAGGAAUUGUUUGUAUUUUUUUUAUUAUUUUAUUAUUUUAUCUAUAUAUAUAUCUGUUUAUUACAAAUUUUUUGUUUUUUAUUAAAAUAAGAGUCAAUAUAGCUCUUAUAAAUUAUUUGCAUAAAACAAUUUUUGUUUUUGCAUUUGUAAUAUUUUUAUUUUAUUUAAAAUAUAGUAAAUGUAUAUUUGAUAGUAUAAAAAGUAGCUCGUUUUAUAAUGUCCCAUAAUAUCUUUUAUUUUAACUCUAUCAUUUCACAAAUUGGGUUUUCAACAACUCUUCGGCACUUAGAUUUAAAAAAAAAAAAAAAACUAAUCCAAAAAUAAUAAUAAUAAAUAAAGAAACUAAAUUAUUAAGCAAUUCCAAAAAAGGCAAAGAUUUAUUAAAUCAAAAUAAAUUAUUUUUUAAAAGCAUAAAUACUUCAAUAGAAACUUGUGUAUACUAAAUUUGCGACAACUAAGGUUUGAUUGAAAGAAAUCAAACAAAAUUUUUUAUUGUACAAAAAAAAAAAA